GACAGUACUAUGUUCAAUGCAUACAAUACCUUCGUAUCAAUGCAGACUGGAAACACCAUCUUCCUGGGUCUAGGAGCAUCCCACCAAAACACGGAAGCAUUCACAUGGGCCCGUUCUCUCACUGCCAUUGGAUGCUUUAUCAUAGGCAGCUUUUUCUUCUCUCGGCUGAACUUCGUCCUGGGACCCAAGAAACGAGUCACUCUUAUCUUGUCCUUCCUCAUCCAAUCCAUCUUGACCAUCAUCACGGCAGGAUUGAUCCAGGGCAACGCCAUCGACGGCAGAAUCUCUAAUCCCGCAGCGAGACACUCAUCGACCGGAGCUCCCUGGAACCAAGAAGUCCCCAUUGUGCUGCUCAGUAUUCAGUCCGCGGGGCAGAUUGUGGCGAGUCGUGUGCUCGGCUACAACGAAGUUCCAACGGUGGUGAUUACGAGCUUGCUGUGUGAUCUUAUGGCGGACCCGAAGAUUUUCUUGCUGAAGAACAAAAAGCGAGACCGGAGAGUGGUUGCUUUCCUUCUCACGCUGAUUGGAGCCAUUGCGGGGGGUUGGAUCAGCAAGGCUGCUGAUUCUGUUUCUCCUGGGUUGUGGAUUGUCGGAGGCAUCAAGUUUUGUAUUGCGGUGGCUUGGUUCUUCUGGGGUACGGAGACAAAGGAGGAGCUUUGAAAGGGAGAGGUUGAAUCAAUCAAGGCAAUAGGGGUUCUGAUAUAGCGGGCUGUCGAUGAGUAGAUGAGAGAAUAUUUAGAAAAGAACGGUAGUGAAAAUCGAAUACUAAUGACUGACAACUCUUUUU
Molecule: messenger RNA, 787 nt
Organism: Aspergillus wentii DTO 134E9
Lineage: Eukaryota; Fungi; Ascomycota; Eurotiomycetes; Eurotiales; Aspergillaceae
Product: YoaK family protein
Exons: 2
Coding region: 40-660 (206 amino acids)
Source: RefSeq, a predicted model, not a curated record